ACGUCCAGCAGCUGGUGGUGGUUGAAGAAGAGGUUCCCCCUGCGCAGCAGGAGUGGAGCUCCAGUCUGGAUCGGGAGGACCCAGAGCCCCCCCCACACAUUAAAGAGGAACAGGAGGAACUCUGGAGCAGUCAGGAGGGAGAGCAGCUUCAAGGGCUGGAGGAGGCUAAUAUCACCAAGUCCACAUUCACUCCUGUCCCUGUGAAGAGUGAAGAUGAUGAAGAGAAACCUCAGUCCUCUCAGCUUCAUCAAAGACAAACUGAACACCUGGAAACAGAAGCUGAUGGAGAGGAACAUUUCCAUUUACAACCAGAGACUGAGGACAACCCUGGAGACUCUUCUGAACCUGACACUGAAGACAGGGCUGAUUGGAAGAAGACGAGAGAACCAGGUUCAAACUCUCAGAAAAAUAAACAAGACCCUGUCUGUGAUUCAAGACGUAGUGCAGGAGAGAAAUCAUUCAGCUUCUCAGUCUGUGAGAGAACUUUUGCACAGACAGGAAAUGUAAAGAAACACAUGAGAAUCCACACAGGGGAGAAACCAUUCAGCUGCUCAAUUUGUAAGAAACAUUUUGCACAGAGAGGAAAUUUAAAGAAACACAUGAGAAUCCACACAGGAGAGAAACCAUUCAGCUGCUCAAUUUGUAAGAAACAUUUUGCACAGAGAGGAAAUUUAAAGGACCACAUGAGAAUCCACACAGGAGAGAAACCAUUCAUCUGCUCAAUUUGUAAGAAAUCUUUUGGACAGAAAGGAGAUUUAAAGAAACACAUGAGAGUCCACACAGGAGAGAAACCAUUCAGCUGCUCAAUUUGUAAGAAAUCUUUUGGACGGAGAGGAGAUUUAAACUACCACAUGAGAAGCCACACAGGAGAGAAACCAUUCAGCUGCUCAAUUUGUAAGAAACAUUUUGCACAUACAAGACAUUUAAAGUACCACAUGAGAAUCCACACAGGAGAGGAACCAUUCAGCUGCUCUAUUUGUAAGACAUCUUUUGGACAGAGAGGACAUUUAAAGUACCACCUGAGAAUCCACACAGGAGAGAAACCAUUCAGCUGCAGUGUUUGUGACCAAAGAUUCACCCGGAGAUAUCUGGUCAAAAUCCAUAAGUGUGUUGGUCGUCAGUCCUCACAGCUUCAUCAAACUCAAACUGAGGAGAUCAGAGAGGCAGAGCCUCCAGCCAGCAUCUCAGCUGAACACCUGGAAACAGAAGCUGAUGGAGAGGACUGUGGAGGACCAGAACCAGCCAGGAACUCAGAUCCAGAGAGACAUUUACAACCAGAAACUGACCCUGAAGACCGUGAUUAUUGUUAGGUUCAAACUCUUUGAGGUAGUCCCAGUAAAUGUGUAUAACGCGAUACCUGCUCGAAAUGUGUUAAAACAUCAUUGCUCUAAGUCAAGUCUGAAUGUGCAUUAAAACAAAUAUUAAGCACAGAAACAAGUCCAUUGUGCUCUAAUGACACAAAAGUAACCAACACUUAUGGCGACACUGACAGAGAACCAGAGCCAGCCUAGAACAUGACUUUAGCUUCUCCUGAUCCUGAAAUCAGUGGUGAUUGGAAAGAUCUGUUAUUCCGGUUAAACACUCUAAACCAGUGGUUCUCAACUGGUCAGGCCUCGGGACGCACUUUUUUUCCUUUGUCAAUAAAUCGCGACCCGACAUUUGCUUAUUUGCUUAUUUGCUUUUCAGCAGAGAAAAUCAAUUAAAGUGAAGUA
Messenger RNA from Gymnodraco acuticeps, 1712 nucleotides. RefSeq names its product oocyte zinc finger protein XlCOF20-like. The transcript has a single exon. Lineage: Eukaryota; Metazoa; Chordata; Actinopteri; Perciformes; Bathydraconidae. The record is from RefSeq and is a predicted model, not a curated record. Gene Ontology annotation, biological process: regulation of transcription by RNA polymerase II. The annotation marks the transcript as partial. Gene Ontology annotation, molecular function: RNA polymerase II cis-regulatory region sequence-specific DNA binding; DNA-binding transcription factor activity.